CUAACCAAAACUCUUACAUAAACCCAUCUUAUUAUUUGGUUCCAUUAACUAAAGAAUGUGGAGCGUGAAGCUUUUGGUGCUGUUUCUGGUUGCAAUGAUGGUGAGUUCUAGUUGCAUGACAACAAGGCCGACAAGAGCCGUGAUCGGCGGAACAUACGGCUGGCGAGAGCAACAGCGAUACCAUGUCGUCAGGAAAGAAAAUGAGGUUGAACGGCGGAACAUGGUCGAGGAUAGCUCGGACAAGAACAUAGACAAUCACCACAACAUUCCAAGACAAAGGUUUGGGAUGAUGACUUUAGGUAAACCGAAAGGGUCCCCUUUUUUACUUCCUUUUGACCUUUCUCCUACCUUGUCGGCAAGUUUUGAGUAAAAGGGUCGUGGGUGGUGAUGGUAAUGGUGGGCUAUUGUGUGAAGCUCGGUUGAGGAGGUAGGAAGUUACAAAUAUGGUGAACAGGGUUGUGAAGGGCGGAGAUGUUGAGUGGGCGAAAGAGAAUGUGGAAUUUGGUUUUUCUUCCGUAAAAGAAUCUACCUGUUGAAUUUAAGGUUUCGGCUAUUAAAAGGUGCAUGAGCUCCUCAUGGGAUUGCCAGCUGCUACAAUGAGCUGAAGGUACUGCUGCCAGGACCCGCGACCCUGCGACCUUGCAAUUAUCCUGGGCAGCUAACGAGCCAAGAAGAGUUUUGGACUUUUUUUUUGUAAUUUUAUAAAAUAGUAAAGUAUUCUCUUACUAAUGGGUCAAAGCCCAAAGCCUUUUUUGUCCAUCACCAUCCAAGCAAAUAAAAUUCGAUGUCUACACUAUAUAUAUCAAAACUAAAGUUGGCUUGGCUGUUAAGAGUUUGUCUAUGUUUAUUUUUGGCAAUUAGAAGGCGUAUUUUUUUUUA
Messenger RNA from Gossypium raimondii (Peruvian cotton), 879 nucleotides. RefSeq lists its product as uncharacterized. The transcript has 2 exons. The record is from RefSeq and is a predicted model, not a curated record. NCBI's taxonomy places the organism in Eukaryota, Viridiplantae, Streptophyta, Magnoliopsida, Malvales, Malvaceae. Bases 56 to 370 code for a protein of 104 amino acids.